Molecule: messenger RNA, 3449 nt
Organism: Alnus glutinosa
Lineage: Eukaryota; Viridiplantae; Streptophyta; Magnoliopsida; Fagales; Betulaceae
Product: G-type lectin S-receptor-like serine/threonine-protein kinase RKS1
Exons: 7
Coding region: 829-3339 (836 amino acids)
Biological process (GO): protein phosphorylation; recognition of pollen
Molecular function (GO): ATP binding; protein serine/threonine kinase activity
Source: RefSeq, a predicted model, not a curated record
AUCAGAAAACACAAGAAGAAAAGAAAAGAGUGCUGCCGCCAGUUUCUGGAAUUUCCGUCCAGAUUUGAUCAAGUGCUCCGAUCAACGAGCGUUUGUGGUCCGAUUGAGCUGAAAUUUUGUGGGGAUGUCCAUGACACGUGAAUAUUCAUUAUGAACGGUGGAGAUCAGAUUCUGAGCAUCUGGUGGUCGUUUUUCAGCCCGUGAACAGUAGCCUCCUCUUUGGUGAGAUCUUUCUUUUAUUAUUGUAGAAGUUGAUUUAAGCCAAGAAAUUGUAUUUCUUGAAGAUGAUUGCUGAUUGUAUGCCUCUAGUUGAGACUAGAGAAGACUUAUGUAUUCUGUAAUUGUUGAUAGUGGAAUUGUUUGAGUGACCCAGUAAUUUUUUCUUCUUACAUUGAGAAGGUUUUCCAUUUAAAAAUUAUGUGUCUUAUGCUCAUGGUAUUUGAAUAUAUAUUUUGCAUAUAUAUUGCUCUAUUUAGUAGUUUCAUUGUAGAUUCACACAAAGAGAGAUUGGGUAUCGUUGUUUCUCCCAUCACAUAUACCAAGGAAAUCGGAAUUUGUCUUUCAAGCUUUUUCCAGUUCGUGUCGAAAGCUGCUGUCUUCACAGGUCGUGGCCUCAUGAGCGCGUCCUUUUUCGGAAGAGUCGUCGGUUGUUGGGCCCGACGAAGUUCAUUGAACGUAAAAUUUGCACAGCCUUUGGAAUUUGAAGCAGGUUCAAUGCUCUCGUUGAAGUCAAAAUUAUCGUACUGUACACGUGUGUCCCACAAGUAGAAAACAGACACAAAGCAACGACAUAUUAGCCGACUUAUAAUCUUCAUCGGAAGGACCACCAUGAAUCCAACAAAAGAGUUAUUGAAUACAUGGUUGCUUCUCUUCCUCUCCCAACUUAUUUUCCGAAUUUGCAUUUCCCUUGACACCAUUUCGCCGGACGAGUCCAUUAAAGAUGGUGACAUCCUAGUUUCGAAAGGUUUUACCUUCGCACUUGGGUUUUUCAGCCCUGAAAACUCUAGCCGCCGCUACGUCGGAAUAUGGUACAACAAAGUUCCUGAACAAACAGUUGUGUGGGUAGCAAACAGAGACAGCCCUCUCAAUGAUACCUCCGGAGUCCUCUCCAUCAACAGCCAUGGAAACCUCGUCCUCAACAGCAAAAACCGAAGCACUCCUAUCUGGUCUACAAACGCUUCAGUCUCAUUCACGAACAAUUCUAUGGCGGCUCAGCUCUUAGAUUCUGGAAAUCUUGUUUUGGUUCUACGAGACAGCCAAAGGAUUUCAUGGCAGAGCUUCGACUAUCCCACGAAUACUCUGCUUGGGUUCAUGAAACUUGGGCUGGACCGGCGGACCGGAUUGAACCGGUACCUAACAUCUUGGAAGUCCAAAGACGACCCGGGAACCGGCAACUGCUCAUAUGGGAUUUACCCAAAUGGGUACCCACAAUUGUUCUUGUACAAGGGCGGGACUCCCUUGUGGCGGGGCGGAUCUUGGACCGGCCAAAGAUGGAGCGGUGCACCCAUGAGGAUAACUAAUUUCACGAAUCUGAGUUUUGUGGACAAUCAAGAUGAGGUCAUCGGCAUGUACGGCGUAACUGAUCCAAAAGUUUUCACAAGAGUGGUGCUGGAUGAAUCAGGAGCCCUUGAGCGGUUCACAUGGAACGAUAACAAAUGGGUCGUGUUUUGGUCCGUCCCAAAAGAGUGCGAUAUGUACGGAGAGUGCGGUAAGAAUAGUUACUGCGACCCAUACGAUCCUGACAAAUUCCGGUGCACGUGCUUUGCCGGAUUCGAACCCAAGUCGACCCGUGAUUGGUACUUGAGAGACGGGUCAGGCGGGUGCGUGAGGAGGCAAGGAGCAUCCAUGUGCCGAAGCGGGGAAGGGUUUGUGAAGCUGGCACGUGUGAAGGUGCCGGAUACUUCAAUAGCACGUGUGGACAUGAGUUUGAGCUUAAAGGAAUGUGGGGAGGAGUGCUUGAGGGACUGUUCUUGUACGGCUUACGCCAGCGCAGACGAGACAAGGGGAGGGAUUGGGUGCUUGUCAUGGCACGGGGAUUUGGUGGACACAAGAACGUAUUCCAAUGCCGGACAAGAUUUGUAUAUACGUGUGGAUGCAGCUGUACUAGCCCAAUAUUCAAAGAAUAAUGGCCUUAUUCGGAACAAGAGGAUGCUAGCAGUUCUCGUGGUUUCUGUUGCUGUAAUGUUGCCUCUUUUGGUCUCCCUUGUGUAUUGGCUGGUAAUGAGGAAUAAAAAAGCAAGCAGGGAAAGCAAAAAUAUGCUUAGUGUUACCUCAAGUUCAACAUACCUUCAAGAAUCUCCAAGUAGAAUAGGGGAGCUCGAUGGGAGUACAAGAAAUUCAGAUUUACCAUUCUUUGAUCUAAGUAUGAUAGUUGCAGCCACAGAUAAUUUCUCUGAUGCAAACAAGCUUGGAGAAGGUGGUUUUGGCACAGUUUAUAAGGGUCUCCUAGAUAAUCAGAAGGAAAUUGCAGUAAAAAGACUAUCAAAGUAUUCCGGACAAGGAGUAGAAGAAUUCAAAAAUGAAGUUGGAAUAAUUGCUAAACUCCAACACAGGAACCUUGUGAGGAUACUAGGUUAUUGUGUUCAUCGAGAAGAGAAGAUGCUAAUCUAUGAGUACUUGCCAAACAGAAGCCUGGACUUUUUCAUUUUUGAUGAAACAAAAAGGUCAUUGUUAGAUUGGGAAAAACGCUUUGAAAUUAUUUGUGGGGUUGCUCGAGGGCUCUUAUAUCUUCAUCAAGACUCAAGAUUAAGAAUUAUACACAGAGACUUAAAGGCCAGCAAUGUUCUCCUUGACAAUGCAAUGAAUCCAAAAAUUGCAGAUUUUGGUAUGGCUAGAAUCUUUGGCGUGGACCAAAUUGAAGCAAAAACAAAUCGCGUCGUUGGAACAUAUGGUUAUAUGUCACCAGAGUAUGCAAUGCAGGGGCUAUUUUCAGUGAAGUCUGAUGUAUUUAGUUUUGGAGUUUUGCUGCUGGAGAUCAUUACCGGCAAAAAGAACAGUGCUUAUUAUCAUGAUGGUCCCUCCUCAAAUUUGAUUGGGCAUGUUUGGGACUUAUGGAGAGAAAAUAAAGCCAUGGAAAUAGUUGAUUCAUCACUGGGUGAGCAAUAUGCUAAUGAAGUUUUGAGAUGUAUUCAAAUUGGGCUUUUGUGCGUGCAAGAAUAUGCAACAGAUAGGCUAACCAUGUCAGCAGUUGUUUUUAUGUUGGGUAAUGACACACAUCUUCCUCAUCCAAAACAACCUGCAUUUAUUCUGAGGAGCACUUGCAAUAGUAAAGAUAGAUCAAUUAGUGAAGGAACUAGUUCUAGAAAUGAAAUAACAAUUACUAUGAUUAAUGGUCGCUAACCACAUGCUGUUAGGUUCAGUGCACCAAUAUGUUGUUACAGCAUGAGAUUAAAUUCCUGUAAAUCUACUGUACAUUGAUUUUUUUAAGGGAUAACUUCAUUGGUUUGCCA